This is a messenger RNA of Spirodela intermedia, 807 nucleotides long. Lineage: Eukaryota; Viridiplantae; Streptophyta; Magnoliopsida; Alismatales; Araceae. The record is from the annotation of a GenBank genome assembly.
AUGAGCGUUGAAAUACAAUAUCUCACCUCUCGUUCAAUGGGGUAACGGGAGGACCCUUGUUGGCGAUGAUCUCGUCGUCACUGACGACUCCCACGACAAGCUCAUCACCAAGAGCUCGGGCUUGACGCAGGGCGUUGCAAUGACCGUAGUGCAUCAUGUCAAAGCAUCCAUCCAUGUAGACACGCACUGGUCUCUUCUUUCUCCUUUUCCAUUUACCAACCACCGGCAGGAUUGAGGAGAGCUGGUUUAGAAGCGGCACCGGCGCUCCAAAGUGGAAGGCCAACACGGAAACCCCGAGGAAGGCCCCCCCUAGAAUGCAGCUCACCAGGAAACCGGGACUCUGCAUACUCUCCGAGGCACUGUUUUCAGACUCCAUGGUUCACCACAGAAUCGAGGAACGCGCAGCACCUCCCUGCUUCAACCUAGUGCCUCAGGUUCUUCAGAUCCCCCAAGAAUUCCGAUCCUCCCGCCAUGGCCGAGGGAAUAAAAAGGAAACCCACUCACGCGAGGGAAACGAGGUUAGGGUUCUCCGUCACCCCGCAGACGCGAGCAACAGCAGCCGGAGGCAACGACGGGCCACGCGAAGUACGACACUUCCAGGCCUUCACAGUAUCGAGGCGGAGCUCCGGCAAGGAAAACGAGGGAAAAUCAGGCUGGGCGCGACGGUUGCUCCCCCUCUGGAAGGCGGCACCGCGUUCCUCACAAAGACGCGGAGAGCCGAACCGCCCCCCCCAGAGGAACGAUGCCGUCGAUGCGGUGACGUCGUGGACGGCAAGCCACCGAGCCGCCGCCCCCCACGUGCCUUAG